Molecule: messenger RNA, 1509 nt
Organism: Trametes versicolor FP-101664 SS1
Lineage: Eukaryota; Fungi; Basidiomycota; Agaricomycetes; Polyporales; Polyporaceae
Exons: 9
Coding region: 59-1378 (439 amino acids)
Biological process (GO): glycolipid biosynthetic process
Cellular component (GO): mitochondrion; plasma membrane; lipid droplet
Source: RefSeq, a predicted model, not a curated record
ACGACGUUGACACUCUUUUUGACCCGACCACGUCCUCCGACCCAACGCAAGCCCAAAUAUGGUGGAUAUCCUCGUUCUCGGCGCGACAGGCUUCACGGGCCGUCUCAUCACGCAGUAUCUCUACAACCACCCACAACGGUCCACGUUCACGUUCGCCAUCGGCGUGCGCUCGAAAGCGAAGGCAGACACGCUCAGGCAGUCGCUCGGGCUCGAUGACAGCGUGCCAUUCGUCGAGUUGGACGUCGCGAGCUACGCGCAGGUUGAGGCCGCGGUCAAGGGCGCGAAGGUGAUCAUUAACACCGUGGGCCCGUUCUGGCUGUGGGGGACGAACGUCGUGCGCGCGUGCGCCGUGCACGGGAAGCGCUAUGUCGAUAUCAACGGCGAGCCGUAUUUCGUGCGAAACAUCAUCGAGAACUUCGACUAUCUAUCCACUAAGACGGGCGCCAUCAUCGUUCCUUCAUGCGGACUAGACUCCCUUCCCGCAGACAUUAUCGUGUACCUCUCGAACCGCACUCUCAAGACCACACUCGGCGUGCAGACCCAGCUUGGUCUCUCCCAGUCGUACUACUCGGUCCGCGUCAAGCCCUCAGGCGGCACGCUCGCCACGAUGAUCACGAUGAUCGAGAAAGUGCCCCGGGUACGCGUAGCGGAGUCGUACAGAGACUAUGCGUUAAGCCCAAUCCCCGGAUCGUCGAGCCCGCCUGACCGUCCUGCGACACGCGAGCCGUUUACCUCGCCGCCCCAAUACGGCGCCCUGUGGCCUAUGGGAGCCACAAACCGCGCGAUCGUCCAGCGCUCGUACGGGGUGUACCAGUACACGCUCGACAACGUGCUCACGUUGUUUGGAAGCAAGCGCGCGCAAGAGAAAGAGGCGCAAUUCCAACCGCUCGCGUAUGGCCCCACGUUUAGCUACGCCGAGUACCUGGUGCCCAGCUCAGGCAGCUACUUGUCAGCAGUGCUCUACAGCUCAGUACUGGCUGCGGUCGUAGGGCUGCUGCUGGUCACGCCGAUUCGAUGGGUCGUGAAGAAGUUUUUGAUCCAGUCCGGUGAUGGACCUUCUCAAGAGGACAUGGACAAGGGCUUCCUCAAGCUCACGAACUACACCGAGACCGCGUCGUUCCCCAAAACCUGGGCGAAGUCCGUCAUGCACGGCGAUGGCGACCCGGGCUACCGCCUGACCGCUUGCAUGAUAUCAGAAUGUGCGCUCGGACUGUUGCUCGACGACGCCUCGCUACCUCCGAGUGCGCGACCCGGAGGCAUCCUCACGCCUGCCACGGCGCUCGGCGAGGUGAUCGUGCGCCGGCUGGAGGCCACGGGGCGCGUGCGCUUUGAGAGCGAGGUCCUCAAGGAUACCGAGGAGAGCAGGAAGGCGCGGUAAGCGCAGGACGCCGAGUGGUGUUUGGAGCGGAGGCCCUGGAGGAUUUAAUCUAGUUUUUACUGUUAUAUGUGGACGCUUUACACUUACACUCGGACUAUAGCUUAGACAAAUGGAUCAGUACUGCUUACUUA